UAUAAACGACAAUAAUUCUGGAACCUGCUGUGUGUAUGUAUCCAUAUAAAUAUACUACACAACCUCACCAAGUAAACCAUGUAAAAGCCUUUUGGUAGGGUUUUCAAAAAUCAAUUUGAACUCGUACAAAAACAUUUCUCGUUGGAAUUGCAACUCUUUAAACAAAUUGAAAAAGAAAAAACACCAACAACCCCAAGAAAAUGGUGAAAGAGAGCAGUAGCACUACAACAGGUGAUGUUGAUGAAUUGAUGAACAUGGUGGUCAAGCCUGCAUGGCUUGAGGGAUUAAUGGCACAGACCUUUUUUGGGGCUUGUGGACUCCAUGAAAAUUGCAGGAAGAAUGAGAAGAAUGUCUUUUGCUUGCUCUGUUGCCUUAGUAUCUGCCCUCACUGCCUCCCUUCUCAUCGUUCCCAUCCUCUCCUUCAGGUGAGAAGAUAUGUUUACCAUGAUGUAAUUCGACUGGGUGAUCUUGAGAAGCUCAUUGACUGCUCCUAUAUUCAGCCCUAUACAAUUAAUGGAGCCAAAGUGAUAUUCUUGAACCAGAGGCCACAGUCCAGGUCCAAGGGCUCUGCAAAUAUCUGCUUCACUUGUGACAGGAUUCUGCAAGAGCCAUUCAACUUCUGUUCUCUGUCCUGCAAGGUUGAUCACUUGGUAUGUCAAGGCGAGGAUCUAUCUGGUAUUCUCUACAAGAUUGAUGAAUCAGACUUGGCAUUCUCGCAAUUUGAGGGAUUGAGAGUGGACAGUUCCGAGAUCGCAGAAGACGAUUGUCAAAUUACUCCCAACUCCAUCUUGGAGGAUCCAUUGCAGUACAGAGGAUCAUCUUGCUCUUGCUCCAGCGAGACGACGGGUAAUUCUGGAAUUUCACAACAGGAAGAAAUUAUAAAGAAGAAGAAAAAGAAAAACAGUGGGUUCCUGCCGGGUAUAGUUAAUCUUUCCCUCGGCAAUAGAAGGAAGGGUGCUCCUCAGAGGGCUCCACUCUCUUGAAUCAAAUCAAAAAUUAAAAAGAAAGAAGUCUAGAGAUGAGCAAAAAAUAAAAUAAAAUAAAAAUGGAAUGAUUUGGAGGAUGUAUAAGUUUUUGUUUGUGUGUGUUUUGAUGGGAAUUUGCAUGGAGCGGAUGGAUUUGGAUUUUGGGAGGAGCAUUUCCAUUACCCAAUUUAUAUAGGUGGAAUAUGUGAAGGGGGUUUGAUUAAAAUGGGUUUGCAAGGCUCU
Molecule: messenger RNA, 1208 nt
Organism: Carica papaya (papaya)
Lineage: Eukaryota; Viridiplantae; Streptophyta; Magnoliopsida; Brassicales; Caricaceae
Product: PLATZ transcription factor family protein
Molecular function (GO): zinc ion binding
Source: RefSeq, a predicted model, not a curated record